Paramecium tetraurelia is the source of this 1931-nucleotide messenger RNA. RefSeq lists its product as uncharacterized. Lineage: Eukaryota; Ciliophora; Oligohymenophorea; Peniculida; Parameciidae. The transcript has 4 exons. The record is from RefSeq and is a predicted model, not a curated record.
AUGAAAAUUAAUAACAAUAAUAACAACGAUACGUAAAAUUCUUAGGCAUAAAAGAAUUUUAAUCAAUAGAUCAAGCUAGAGGCAGAUGAUUUCAAGAGACAGUUCAAGUUUAUAGACAAAGAGAAACUUUUCAUGGAACUUCAAAAUUACAAAAUCGAAAACAACAAUCUAAAAGAGGAGAACACCAAGUUACGUACGCGCAUACAACAGACCGAGAAAGAGCUCCUCAAUUAUGAGAGACUCUGCGAGAACAUGACCGAGUAGACACCAAACAAGAAGAAGGCCAAUGAGUUACUACUCAUCCAACUCAAAAAACAGAACAAGGACCUCCAAUAGUCACUCAAAGAACGUACAGUCUAAGUUGACCACCUCAAAAAAAACACCAAAGUCACCAAAUUUCAAGAGCUAGAGUGUGAUCGCAAGGCCUAUUUUGAUGAAACCGUGCGUAUGCGUAAACUUAUAGAAGAGAGUUAAUCAUAAUUCUAAUCUAUGUUGAGUAAAUACAAUCAAAGUCUUCAACUUGAAAGUGAAGUUUAGAAGCUACUCAAAACAAAUGAAAAUCUGAUUGCUGAAAAUAAAGCACUCAAUCAAAAGAGUCAGCAAUCAGAUGAAAUGAUGCGAUAGCUCCAAGUAUUUUGUCCAUACAUUUAUUUAGCAAUUGUACAAACUUAACCAAUAGAAACAAUAAACUUUGGACAAACAUAUCUAAGAUCUAAAAAAUCAAAUAAAGAAUUAUAAACAGACAAAACCAAUCUUAAAUAGACCAUUAAAUAGAUGUAGGAAGCACAAUACUAGCAUCUUCAAUAACCACAACCAAAACCAAAAAAAGACCCUACUCCUCGCCAACCCUAAUUAUCCAGUUUAAUUUUAGAUGAAUUGAGAUUCAAAUUGAUUUACCGAGCCAUUACAGUCGAGUAAUUCGCUGAAAUGUUGGAAGGCUUGAAGUAACAAGCACGAGAAUAGAAUGUGACAGUUAAAGUCGAUGAUUUAAGACAUAUCUUUGCUCAAGAGCCAUUUACAUACACAGAUCCAAACAAAGUACAAUCCAUAUUAAACUCACUUAAUGGUCAUGGCAACCAGUUAGUAGAGAAUUUGAAAUCCCUGAUUGGAAAUUACAAGACUUUCAUGAAUUUUCCAACUUUCGAUUUUGAAUAAGCCCAAAUUAAGAUGAAGGCCCAAUUGAAACAAAACGAGAAGAAGAUACAAGAAUUUUGGAGCAAGCAAAAAAUUAAAGGAGAUGUUGUCACCAAAUCAGAUGUUCGAAAGAUGUUAAACUCCCUUUCUUUGAAUUGGCAGGAACCCGAGAAUCUCUUCUAUUUCCUAUAAAUAUUUGAGAAAUCAGGAGAAGACCUAUAGCAUAUCCCAAUAAUUGAUACUUAUGACCCAUUUACUAUAGAUGAUCCAUCGCAGUAAAACCCAAUGACUGGACACUAGAAUAUGAGAAUAUCUGAAGAAUCAGAUGAGGAAUUGUUUGACAAAUAGAGUCAAGAUUAUUCGCUAGAUGAGAAUGCCGUCAAGAAGAAGAAAGAACAAGAUCAGGGUAUUGUAUUCAGAGAUGAGGGACAUAUUGUUUAGCAAUAAGGACGGUAAUAAUAGGAGUUUGAUAAAGAGGAAAAUGGAGAUGAGAAUGAAAAUUAUGAUGAAAAUGAGAAUUACAAUGAAAAUGAAGAUGAAAAUUAACAUGAGGAGGAGGAUCAUUAAUAGAGAGGUUCUGAAUAAGAUAAUGGAGAUGGGAAUGAUCACUAUGAAUAGGACGAAUAUGAGUAGAAUGAAUAGGAUGGAUAAUAGGAGGGACAUCAGGAAAACGAGCAAGAAGAUUAGAAUUAAGAAAAUGAGAAUAAUAAUCAUGAAGAAUAAUAAAAUGAAUAUGAAAAUGAAGAAUUUGAUUGAUUUAUUUAAAAAUAAUAUGAGUACGCAUUUAAUUUUAAUUA